ACGCUAGGCCGCUGGAUAGUCGGUUCCUCUACGUCGUCAUCACCGCGAUCACGUGACGUGACUUGCCGUAUUGCAUCUUAUGGCUGUUCGAUGACAGUUCACAACCUUUUAACAAUAAAUGAGUGUAUUUGAUCUUUUCCGCGGGUUUUUUGGGGUGCCAGGAGGCCGCUACCCUGGCGGUGACCGGAGGGAUCCCUUCUUUGAUGGGUUGACCCAUGAUGAUGAUGAUGAUGAUGAUGAAGUGGAGGAUAGAUUUCAUCACGAUUCCAUGGACAGGUUUGACGAUGUGUUCAGAUUUGGUUUCAGUUUUGGGCCAAAUGGAAUGCGCAUCCAGGAGCCACAAAUGUUUGGCCAAAUAUUCCGGGACAUGGAGGACAUAUUUGCUGGUUUAGGCCACUUCGGUCGUGAUUUGCCCAGUAUUGAGGCUCCACCUCAGGAGAAACCAGAGGACAGCAACAGGAGAGGAGGAAGAAGUAGGAACUCUCUCAGAGACUUCAUGUUGAAGAACCCAGACGAUUCUGCCUCUAAUUCCCCUUCUGUAGCACCUAGAGACGUGGAUCCUUCAUCACCUGGUGGCCCAAGUGUACCCAGGAGCCCUUUCCAUCACAGGACACCAUUCUCCAGGUUUAAGGACAUUUGGAGUGAUGGACCAAGACAAAGGGAGGACGAAAAAAAAGAGGAUGGAGAUCUAGAUUCUCAGGUGUCUUCAGGGGGACUGGACCAAAUCUUAACGCCAGCUCCCUCACAGCCAAAAACACGAUCCUUCUUUCAGUCUGUAACAGUUACCAAAGUGGUUAAGCCUGAUGGGACAGUAGAAGAGAGACGUACAGUCAGGGAUGGACAGGGUAAUGAAGAGACUACCGUGAUCCGCUCAGGAGGCCCUGGUGGUCAGGAAGGUCCACAUGAUGAGCCUGCUUCUCCCACACUAGGUGGUCCCGGGCCUUUCUCUGACAUGCAGGAUGAGUUCUCCAUGUUCUCCAAGUUCUUUGGUGGCUUCAGAAGGUGAAAAGUGAGAAGACUAGAAGUGCUUCUGAGGAUGAGACACAGGAAUAAAGACACUGACCAUUACACACUGCUUCAGCACUAUUUAUCCUCAUUUUGCUUCUUUUUUUCAGAACUGCUUACUGACAUUUAUUAAUCUUUUAAAUACUUUAAAGUCUUUUGAUUUGGAAUGUAUAUAAACAUAAAAAGUAUAUAAAUAUACUAUACUUUAUGAAUGUUCUUGCAGGGGACAUGCUGUUUACUGUCCUGAGAAGUUUUACAAAUGAAUAUUAAAGCAACUAAAAAUGA
Messenger RNA from Pangasianodon hypophthalmus (striped catfish), 1290 nucleotides. RefSeq names its product HCLS1 associated protein X-1 (gene hax1). The coding region runs from base 119 to 1006 and encodes 295 amino acids. The record is from RefSeq and is a predicted model, not a curated record. The transcript is spliced from 7 exons. NCBI's taxonomy places the organism in Eukaryota, Metazoa, Chordata, Actinopteri, Siluriformes, Pangasiidae. Gene Ontology annotation, biological process: regulation of actin filament polymerization; negative regulation of apoptotic process. Gene Ontology annotation, cellular component: clathrin-coated vesicle; actin cytoskeleton; sarcoplasmic reticulum.